CGGGCUCCUGGCGGGCACUUGCCGGGCAGCCCCCGCUGCCCGCCCCUACGGAGCCGCCGCCGAGGGACGCGCACUGAGCCCGCCGCCGGCCAGGGCCACCGCCGGGGAGCGACCUGUCAGGGCACCUCGCGGGCCGGCCCCAGGAGCCCUUCCCACGCGUUGGUUUGUCCCUGGGAGAAGGCGAGUUGGGAGCCUCUCCAUGCCUUAUCAAGUUCCUUAUCUGAGCGGCUCCCAGAAGCUGUAGACCAGUUCAGCUUUAUCUGGUGUAGGGGAGAAAAACAGUGUAGCUCUCGCUCUCCGUCGUAAAUCGAGGACCACGUAUUCUGCUGGGGUUUAACACACGAAGAUGGUGAAAUGCGGAUUGCUGGGUGAAUCAAUAGGUCCCUGUUGUGGAGCGAGGCUUUGUAUUCAUCUUCCAGCUCCUGAUCUGUGCCGUGCGUGAGAGGACGCUAAUCUUCCUCCUUCAUCCCUCUUCCCUAAACCUUUCCUUGCUUCCAUGUUGCAUUGGUCAGACUUUUGGUCAGUGUUGUUUACGGAAGGGGAGGGGGGAAAGAAGGCAGUUGAGGUUACAAACAAAAGUACUUGUAUGACUCAUCUACUUGGAUUUAAGACAUUGUAUCCUUCUUUCACGGGGCCUUUGCUUCUCUCGGAAGGAAUCAGAUGCUUAUUCACUAUUCUUCCAGAGGAGGAUGAAUUGAAAGUUGUACGUUUUAGAUUUAUUUUGGGCCACUGCUGAUAUUAUUAAAAGACAUAAUGGGACUUUUUCCCUGGAUUGUUGCCAGAAUUAGUUUACACACUGAAACGAUGAGUUGUUAGGCCUCUCAUAUGAUAAUAUUUGCCCUGCUUUAAGUUGCUGUGGAGGUGUUUUAAAAAUUGUGGAGGACAGUCUGCAUCAGAAGAGGCUCUCUUCAUCUCUGGUUGUGUGGCAACCACAAUCUGUCCUCGAUGCCUUCAGCCUUGGCCAUCUUCACUUGCCGCCCGAACUCCCACCCGUUUCAGGAGCGUCAUGUCUACCUGGACGAGCCUGUCAAGAUCGGCCGCUCCGUGGCUCGCUGCCGGCCAGCCCAGAACAAUGCCACGUUUGACUGCAAGGUGCUGUCCAGGAACCAUGCUCUUGUCUGGUUUGAUCACAAGACGGGCAAGUUCUAUCUUCAAGACACUAAAAGUAGUAAUGGUACCUUCAUUAAUAGUCAGAGACUGAGUAGAGGAUCUGAGGAAAGCCCACCAUGUGAAAUUAUGUCAGGUGACAUCAUCCAGUUUGGUGUAGAUGUGACGGAGAACACGCGGAAAGGUAAGGUUACCCAUGGAUGUAUAGUCUCCACAAUCAAACUGUUUCUUCCAGAUGGAAUGGAAGCUCGAUUGCGAUCAGAUGUUAUCCAUGCUCCAUUACCAAGUCCUGUUGACAAGGUUGCUGCUAACACUCCCAGUAUGUAUUCUCAGGAAUUGUUUCAGCUUUCACAGUAUCUACAAGAAGCCUUACAUCGGGAACAAAUGUUGGAACAGAAGCUGGCAACCCUUCAGCGACUACUUGCUGUCACACAAGAGGCUUCAGAUACUAGUUGGCAGGCUUUAAUAGAUGAAGACAGGCUGCUAUCAAGACUAGAGGUUAUGGGAAAUCAAUUACAGGCUUGUUCAAAGAAUCAAACAGAAGACAGUAUACGAAAAGAGCUUAUAGCAUUACAGGAAGACAAACACAACUAUGAGACAACAGCCAAAGAGUCCCUGAGGCGGGUCCUUCAGGAGAAAAUUGAAGUGGUCAGAAAAUUGUCUGAAGUGGAGCGGAGUUUAAGUAAUACAGAAGAUGAAUGUACACAUCUGAAAGAAAUGAAUGAGCGGACUCAGGAAGAAUUAAGGGAAUUAGCUAAUAAGUACAAUGGAGCUGUAAAUGAAAUUAAAGAUCUUUCUGACAAGCUAAAGGUAGCCGAAGGAAGACAAGAAGAAAUCCAGCAAAAAGGACUGGCUGAGAAAAAGGAAUUGCAGCAUAAAAUAGAUGAAAUGGAAGAAAGAGAGCAAGAGCUUCAGGCAAAAAUAGAAGCUUUGCAGGCUGAUAAUGACUUCACCAAUGAGCGGCUGACUGCUUUACAAGUACGGUUAGAACACCUUCAAGAGAAAACUCUUAAAGAACACAACAGCUUAGGCAUACAAGUUGACGACUUCAUACCUAAAAUUAAUGGGAGCACAGAGAAAGAGCACUUUCUUUCAAAGAGUGGAGGGGACUGCACUUUUAUUCAUCAGUUCAUAGAAUGUCAGAACAAGAUCAUAGAUGAAGGACAUCUAACCAAAGUGGAAGAAACAAAGCUUUUGAAAGAGAACCAAGCACGAGUCAAAGAAUCGAACGAUUUGUCUGACACCCUUAGCCCAAGCAAGGAAAAGAGCAGUGACGACACUACAGAUGCUCAAAUGGAUGACCAAGAUCUAAAUGAACCUAUCGUCAAAGUAGCUCUUCUAAAAGAUGAAUUGCAGGGUGCACAAUCAGAGUCUGGGGCUAAGCAAGAAAUUCAGCAACUGCACAAGGAUCUGAUUGAAGCCCAAGAGCUAGCUAGGACAAGUAAACAAAAAUGCUUUGAACUUCAAGCUCUCUUGGAAGAAGAGAGAAAAGCAUAUCGAGUGCAAGUUGAAGAAUCCAGCAAGCAAAUAAAUGCUCUGCAAGCUCAGUUGCGAAGGUUACAAGAAGAAAUUGAGACUCUUCGCAAGGAAAAGGAGAAUGAAAUUUCAAGCACUCGAAAUGAACUAGUCAGUGCUCAAAAUGAGAUUCUGUCACUUCAAAAAGUAGCAGAAAAAGCAGCAUCAGAACGAGACACGGAUAUUUCUGCAUUGCAAACCGAGCUGCAGACGGUGCGAGCGGAGCUCGAACGGUGGAGGAAAGAUGCCUCGGAUUAUGAAAAAGAAGUUGUCAAUCUGAAAGCCAGUUUUCAGCUCAAGUGCCAGCAGUGUGAGCAGCAGCAGCAGGAGGAGGCCUCUCGCCUAAAAGCUGAACUUGAAAAGUUGAAGGCAGAGUGGAUUGCUCUGGAAGCUGAAUGUGUUAAACUGAGGAAGGAAAAUACUUCACUUGCAUCUGAACUUCAGCGACAAGAGAAGGAGCUUUCUAGCUCUCAGAAACAGAGUUUAGCACUAACCAGCGAUAUAAGUGUUCUUGAAAUGUCUCGAAAGGAACUUGAAAAUCAGAUGGGAUCUUUGAGAGAAAAACAUCAACGGGAUGCAGCCAGUCUAAAAACACAACUCAGUGAAGCUGAGAGUCAAGCAAAAGAUUUUCAGAAAGAGUAUGAAAGAACACAGACUGUGCUCUCUGAGCUGAAGGCAAAGUAUGAGGUGGCUGAACAGCAAAACCAGUCACUCACUGAGGAGCUCAAACAGUGUAAAGAAAACCUGAAGCUGCUACAAGAAAAAGGAAACAAUAGACAAUGGCCUUGGAUGCCUGUGAUGGCAGCUUUGGUUGCUGUAACAGCCGUGGUGCUGUACCCAGGCCUAACCAGAGCUUCUCCAUGAGAACUGUUGUUGAAUCCAUACACCGUCCUCCCUUUAGAAGCUGGCAACAUUCAUAUACUGAGGGAAAACAGAUUAAUUCUCUUCCUUUUUACCUCUUAAUACAGCACAGCUCUGCGUGAGCACAGCAGUAGGGUCAUUUGCUUUAAAUUGUAUAAAAUGUAUCUGUCUAUAAAGAGGGAAUAAAAUUGUGAUUCAUCAUACUGUGAGCAAUAUUUUUGCUUACAACUUCAUGCAAGUUUUAAAUUAGUGUGUUGGGAUUCUGAAUACUAUAAUGGUGGCCUAAAGCAGGCUUCUUGGUACCAAAUUAUUUAUAAUGGCUAGGGUUGUGGACACUGACUUUUAGAAUCUGAUUGCUAGACUUAAGAGGAAAAUACUGGUUUGGACAUCCAAGCCAAGUAACCUUGCAGAUACUUGGGAAACAGAUGCAGUGUGCUCAGUGCCUUUCAGUAUGAUCUAUUUUUUUUUAAACUAAUGUAUCAUUUUACUUGCUGUUAGUCACUGAGCUGUUGGGAACAAGACUUAAGAAAACUUCUCUUACCACGCCUUUCGAAGGAAGCAUAUUUUUCUUUCACAAGGAUUGCUUUAUUAAUGGGUUUUGGGAAUAAACACAAUUCAUGUCCAGCCUUAAAGAGAUAGAGAUACUGAUGGUGAAGACCAGCCUAAAGUAUUUAGCGUGCGCGUGUGCGAGUGUAAGCAUGUGUGUGUUCUAGAGUGAACUGAGGUGUUUCUGGGAGCAAGUACUUGGUCAUUUGAUGGACAUAGUGCAUUGAUUCAACUUACGUUAACUUUAGUUUGAAUGUAAUUUAUUAAAUUUCAUAUAUUUAAAGAGAUACGUUCUUUAAAAGUAUGAAGUCCUUCUCACAUAUCACAUCUAUCAGUUUAUUUUUUCAGUCAUUUGAUACUUUCUUACUUGAGCUGGAGAAGCUCUUUAGAAUAAGCUUUUGUGGACGUAACUUUAUUAAGAGAACUGCUACAGUACGUCUGUGAUCAGCUGAGAAAAAUCUAGAUACAUAAAAUACUACAAAAUUGGAAUCAUACCUGAUGAAGUGUUGUCAGGUGAAGAUGAUUUUAAUUUGGUAGUAAAAUUUUGUGUCUCCUUAUCACAUGGCUGUAAGUAUGAUGCAGUGGUCCCCAUUACAAAGUUUAUUUUCCUUAUAUAAGUACUAUAACUAUUGCUAUUUGCCGACUUUUGGUGGGAAUCACUGUAGUUAGUGCUGAAUUAAAUGUAGACAGUAGUUGUCUUGUUCAGCUCAACAGUUCUGUCAAAAAAGUUUUCAAUAAACUUAAUAUGUUAAAGAAUGGUAAUGUAAAAUGGCUCUGCUACAGGAAACUUCAAGAGGGAGGUAAUCUCAGCAAUUCAAUUGGCUUUAAGGAACGUUAUGGCAAUUGAAAGUUUAAAUAUUUAAAUAGAAAUUUAGUAAAUAUAUUACUUUGUGAGGUUUUAAGGGUCAUUGUCCUUUAAUUAAAGGUUCUAUCUUAAGUUACAUGGGAUUUGCUAAUGGGAGGAUUAUUAGUUGGAGAAAAUAGUCCACAAGUGACUUGUAGAAAAUAACUAUUGUCAUUUAGUUCAUUCAUUUCAUCCUUUUCAUCCUUUUCAGUUGCAGGAAGCCACCCAACCACAGAACACUCAUAUGCCAGUGGUACUUAGUACCUCUUGUAUAUAGGUUAUUGCAAAUAUUGUUCUGAAAUGCUUAACUUCAGAAUUACAUUUUUUUAAGUAAUUAAUUGUUUUAAAUCUAUUUUGUAAAGAUAUAAAAAUACAAUAGAAUUUCUGGAGUACAGAUUAAACUAUUUGCACUAACACACGUGAUGUGCAUGAUUUAAUAAAAUAACUUUACUCUCCCUAUGCAUGUUUGAGUUGAAUGUCAUUUGAAAACAAGAGAUUCAUGCUAAAUUUCUUUUGCACUAGAUAUUGCCACAAUUACUAGGCACAAUGUCUGCAGCAUGUCCAGUAAGAGCAGAAGCCUUUUUUUUUACCUUUUAUUUCACAUUUGUGCUGGUUUCAGUUUUGGUCUAACUGAUCCCUCUGUGUGGUUUGCAGAAGGAAGUGGGGUAGGAGAGAGUCAUGGAAGGCUUGGGAGAGUAUUGCCAUGGAGGAGGAGCAGGUGUUCUGAGCUGCAGGAUGGAUGUGCCCAUGGCAGGGGUGGUGAGACGGGAGGAGCAGUGCCUGCAGGUCCUGGGCUAUAGAGGAGAGCCCUGCUGGGGGAAGGGAGCCUGAUGCUGCCUCCUCACCUCUUCAGCAUCUCAAACUCCCUGUUUGUCCCUCUUUCAGCUACUGUUUGCCUUGCAGUGGAUUCCCUUCCCUCCUCCCUGCUGGUAGCCUGCGGAGGUGGUGUCAGGAGAUGGAGCCUGGUGGGGCUGGGGGUCCCUCCCUGCUGGCAGCAGGGAAGAUGCCACGUUCCCUGGGGGCAGCUGCAGGACCCUGCACCACACCAGUUCUGCCUGGGGCUUAAUUUUGCCCUUGUAUUAAAGACAAAUAUUCUGUUUUCAGAAAUCUUUAGCGCAUCAGAGAGCUGCAGGCUGAGGUCCAACGUGGUGGUAUUAAAGGAGAAGUAUUUCUAAUUUCAUUACGUGCAUGUGCACAUUUUUAUAUACACAGGUGCAUAGUACACAUUGCAUGGGGGUUUGGCUCCCUAAUACAGUGCCUUUUCCAGGAGUUCUUGACAUUUGCAUGUUCGAAAUGAUGAGGAAUGAGCUAAAAUGCACAGUUCACUCUUCUGUUGUGAGAAUUCCUGGAGAAGGGUUGGGUAACUGGGAAGCUGCUGUUCUUCAGUGCUUCGAUACUAGAACACCAAGUGGAGUUAUUUUGCAAGGACUCCCUGCACAAACCUUUCUGGGUUUUAUUGCUUUUUUUUUUAAUGGCAAACAUGUGUGCUCUUUUACAUUCAUGUUUAGGUUCUUGCUUUUGUGAGUCUUCAUUAGCUGAGCCUUGGACUUACUAUACCAAGCAGCUUUUCACACGUGUGAGAUGCUCCACUUGUAAAACAAGUGCUCCGAGCUUGCACUGAAGUUUGAGGUUUUAAAAACGUUCCUCAUAGUAGCAAAGUUAGGCAGAGAGUUAUUUUAUCAGUUGCUAGUUCAAUUUGGAAGAUUUAGUAUAAGUCUUAGAAUAUCUGAACACUUCUUCAGAUUUGUCCUGGUGUCUUGAGUGAGGCAACUUUUUUAAGUUCUAAAAGAAUUUACCUAUGUGGGGACUACAAUAGCAGCCUUUUAUUUAAAAAUAUAAAACAUGUGCAAAAUACAGUGUGAUUUUCCUGCUCCUUGUAGCUGAAUUAAAGGCAUUCUUCCAGAGUCUUUGCCUCAUCCUUUUUGCAGAAUGUCUGGAUUUUUUGGUGCUAAAUGGAGAAUUAUGAGCCUGCACAAUAUAUUGCGAAAGUUCUCAUUAAACAGUGAGAAUUAGUAUCAGAUGACUGAUAGCUGAAGCAAAGGUAGUCAAUCACCUGUGCAUGUAUUUUUGGGGUAUAUCCCUAAGUUAUUUUUCUAAUCAAGUCUUCUGAAGUAUGUUAGCUGUUCCAGUUUUCUGUGUGCUUUAUGUAAGAUUUUGAAUGUCUCCUGCCUUAAUCCAUAGGAUUCUGCCACUUGCAAGAAUCGUUUCUUCAGCUUGAAUCUUUUUUCCAUGACAAAUCCACUGCCAAAUUCAUUCUACCAGCAGCAUCUGAGUGCUUUAAAACACCAGGUCACCACUAUGGCUUUUGGGAAGCCACUGUCCUCUGCACUGGCUCUGCAAGUGGGGCUGGCCGGGUUUCACCAGAGGCCUUUUCUCCCCUCUGGCUAUUCAUCCACCAUUAGUGUUUCAUUAACAACUGUCUCAAUAUUUUGAGUCUCCAUUAAUAAUAGCAACUGAUCAUAUAAAAGAAUUAGAAGCCAUAUUCUUUCCUUCUCUCUUGCAUAUACCUCUGGGUCUGUUUGAAGGAUGAUUGUUUCCUGCAAACAGCUGCAUUGAAUUCCCCAGGUCCAGCUGAAAUGCUCAUCCCAGUCCCUCUUUGCACAUGCUUAUGAACACAGAAUUCCUCUUUCUUCUCUGGUGGGGAAUUGGGCUGCAGUAUAAGGGAUUCUUUUAUGGCUUUCCUGGGUUUUUACUUUGUACCAGCUUGUUGACAGUGAGCAGAGGUUUGUCCAACAGAGGCAAGUUCUUCUGCUUGGAGGAGAGGGGCUGCCGCCAUUCCUGCUUAAAAGCUGGAUGCUACCAGUGUCUGACUAAAGACUCCCAGCAGUAGAAAGUAAAUCAGCAAUCCAAACACAGGUUUUGAUGGGAAGGGGCAUUACAGGCUCAAGUUCCCAUUUCUAAAGGUAAGGGGAACUCAUCACUAAUCUGGAUAUCAUAAAACUUCUGUCUGAUUUCAUAAGCAGCAGCAGAAUGCCAAGAAGUUCAGCAUUUGGUAGUAAAAAAGAAUUCUUGCUUUAAGAACUUCAGAUAAAAUAUCUGUCACCUCUAUAGGUAAGAUACGUGAGCAACUACUGUUCCCUCCAAAAAAAUCCCAAACUAAUCCCCAACCAUGUGUUUGAGUUCAUCUUGCUUUGGCUUCCAAAAAUUGAACUUCAAUACAUCUCUCUUGGAGGGUGUCCUUUUGCUGCAAAUAUUGUCCUGAUCCAGGGAUUUGAAAUACCAUGAUAAUACCUUCCAAUCUUACUUCAUAUGAAUGGAUAGAAUUUUUAAAUUCUUUUCUUCAUCCCUCUAGUUUUUGUUGUCAGCUUUUUAAACAGUUUUUGAUUUUCCAGCUGUUCUCUUUUGAAGAGUAGAUGCCAGAAUAGAACUUGUCCUUACAGUUAUUACUUUACUAAGAUCAUAUGACAAUAAGCUUUAUAUCCUGCUCCUGGUAUUCUUGUUUGAUUGUCUACCAGAAUUUUCUGGGGGGGAUUCACUGAUUUCUAGCUUCUAGAUUUUAUCACUGCACUCCUCACAUCACCCCAGUAUGAGGUGCACCCUGUGGCAUCUGACUUUGCAAUAUUGUUUGGUAAAAACCACUGUAGGCAGCAGGCCCAAGCAGCAGCCUGUUCCCAUGACUGUUCAGCACAGCACUGAGGGGUUUUUUCCCUUCAGGUUUUAUUGGGAUGACUCGAAGCUUUUUUCUAGGCUAGUGAUCAUACACUGUUGAACAGCAGUGAGAGAAAAACUGAUCCCUGAAGCACAAUAGGGAGAAUAUUCAUAGAAUAAUUCCUUCACUUAGUUUUUACAAACUGACAGCUGUUCUGUAACCUGCAUUAUUAGUUAACGGUGAUAGUCGUGUAGCCAUCACUUUUUAUUGGAAUGUCAUGAUUUACAGAAGUCUUGGUUUAGUAACACUAAUAAACCCGUUUUUUAAAAAGCUUUGAAAAGGGGAAUUUUAUUUUCUAAAUGCUUUGACAGAUACUAAUUAUUCUGCAUUCUUGAAUUUUUUGCUGACUGCUUCCCAUAGAUUGUUCUAUGAUUUGCCUGCAUCUUAGAGUGAAGCAAAGCCAGUCCUUUUCUGAGGAUCAGCCAUUUUACUCUCUUCCCUCAGCCCCAUCAUGUUGUUUGCACAUUACUGACACUUCCCUCUCCAAGCAUUUCAAAUUUGAGGUUGUUCACGUGGCUGAGUUUCUCAGUGUGCUCAGUGAGCAUCAUUCCCAGAGCUGGUUGUGGCUCAGCUCCAAGGCACCGAGGGGUAUGGAUGUGUGUCCGUGCUGUUCUGGGAUUGUGCUUGCAUGUGGUGGACCAGGACGUGGUCACUGGUGUUUAACAGCCAUGAGAGAGAGUGGGGAUGUAAUUGAGAUUCUUGGGUAAAUGGUUCUCAGCUGUGGGAAUGGAGGUGUUGGCAGGGAGAGGUAAUUCCUGUGUUAUGUCAGGUGAGACAUUGAAAAUGUCAAUGUGCUGCCAAAGUGUGUCAUCCCUUCAUCGUGUCUGAUGAACAAAUCCAAAGCCUGGUUUAAACUAAAAGCAAUGUUUUAUUACCUGAUCAUAUUAGUCAGUAAAUUGAGACAAAGGAGUGAAGUCAUCAAUUCAUUCUGUUCUAUUGGAAUAAAAUGUAACCAAAAGCUUACCUGUAUUUAUUUCAGUACCCAUUGUUGGGACAUGGAUUUGUUUUUUUAGAAACACCGCACACACACUAUGGUAAAGUAUUGCCUUCAGUAUGGAAUGAAUUUGCUAUUUUAAUCUUUUCAUGCUAGAUCAUUUAUGAAGUUUAUAUUCUAUUUAUAUUUCUUGUAAGGAGUUCUUGCUCUGGAAAAUAAUUUUAUUGAGUAUGUCAUCAGUUUUGAUGUGACAAAACUACUUCUUGUCUUGAAUACAGUGGCUCUUACUUUAAAAAUGUUCCAAAUAUGCAAUAUGUCUUUUGGGAUGAAUAAAUGGUAAAAAUUAUAAGAAUAAAUUUACAUCACAACAGAAAGCUGAUUUGUAUUGUACAUAGUCUUUCCUUCAGCCUAACUCCUAAUUUCAGCACUCCACAACUUCUGAACCUGCUACAUUCU
Messenger RNA from Ficedula albicollis (Collared flycatcher), 9912 nucleotides. It is a transcript of the gene SLMAP, whose product is annotated as sarcolemma associated protein. The transcript is spliced from 23 exons. Bases 946 to 3486 code for a protein of 846 amino acids. The record is from RefSeq and is a predicted model, not a curated record. Gene Ontology annotation, biological process: regulation of membrane depolarization during cardiac muscle cell action potential; protein localization to plasma membrane; single fertilization. Gene Ontology annotation, cellular component: acrosomal membrane. Lineage: Eukaryota; Metazoa; Chordata; Aves; Passeriformes; Muscicapidae. Gene Ontology annotation, molecular function: protein binding.